AUGCCAGGAGUGAAAAAACUACUUCAUAAAUUAACGAAAGAAUCUAAGGUAAAGCAACAUCAGACUCGCAAUUAUAACAGUAAUCCAUAUUUGGAAAAUCAAUACAGUACCAAUCUGACCUUUUUCAAUCAAGUUGGUGGUGACAAUAAUGACGCAGGAAAAUUUGAAGAUCGAGAAAUUCCAUCAAUUUGUUAUAUCCCACUGAAUAACCCUACACCUGUCAACUCUUCUAAUGCAGAUUUGGAAGAUGCAAGAAGUGGUCCUUCUUCAUCUUCGUCAUCUAUGUCCUGUGCCAACUCGUUUGUUUCAAAAUCACUGUUGAAAUGCUUAUCACCAUCUCACUCUUCAGGAUCUUCUUUUAAACGGUUUAAAUUACCAAAAGUUGUCAGGGACGAGGACGGGAGUUUUGUGAAAAUUGAAAAAUUGAAAUUCUCUAAACGGGGCACUUUGUUGAAUUACAAGACAAGACAACUGCUGCUGCUGCAGCAGUUGGGGUCGUCAAGAAUCUUGCUGAGAAAGUUGAAACUGGUUACAAGAAACAGACCGAGUGGACAGAGAGUUAGAAACAGACGAUUAAAAAGUAUGAUUCUAAAUGGGGUUGUCAAGGAAGAGGACGAGAAACUGCUUCAUGAUGAGGACAUCAACAAAGAGCAAGUAUUUAAAAAGGAAGGUGCCGCAUUGCCAUCAACUAAUUCAAGUUCUCUUCGAAAAGACACGAAAAUUGGAAAUCUCAAUAACCAUACAAAAGUUAUCUCAGAAGAAUCAACUUAUCAACCAAGCCGUGUUAAGCUACUUGAGGAAAAGCAACCAAAUGACGUAUUGGCAUCAUUAUCAUCUAUCUCAUCUUCUCCUUCGUUAAAAAGAUCAGCUUCAGCCAAAACAUUUGAAUCGAAAUUCACACCUAGUUUUAUUGCCAAUACUAUACCUUUGAUUUUGACAACCACAAGCACAUCUUCUACAAGUACAGCUGCAACCACAACAAUACUAACCACCACUGCUGCUACUGCUACCUUUUCUGCUACUGCUACUGCUACUGCUGCAGCCACUGCAACCAAUCCUACCGAUAUUUUCCACCACCACCACCAUCAUCAUCAUGAUCAGGCAACAAGUGAGAAAAAGUUGGUUUGUGUAGUUGAUUCAGGUGUUGAUAAUGUUGUAUCAUCCUCAGUUAGUGCACAUGCCUCGAUCGAGUUGACUGGUGAUGAAUUUGAUGAUAAACAGGUAAAGGAUAUCGGGACAAGCGAGUCUAAAGAUGAUAUAACAAGUUUGAUCAUCUUUGAUAAUGAGGAUGGUUUGAAAAAAACCAAUGAUGAUGAGGAAUCAAAGUGGAUUCUUGUAAAGCAAAAAUUCCAAAAGUAUUUUUAUAAGCUGCUGAAGAGACUCAAUAAACUGGGGGUGCUAGAGGAAGAUGAUCGAUUGGAAUCAACGCCACUGCUACCGCCACUACUACCACCACCACCACCACCAACAACUACAACAACAACAAUAACAACAACAACACUGUCUAUCCAACAAAGCUUGAGUAGUGAGACUCCUCUGAUUGGUAAAAAAGAUGAGUAUCCUGUGACUUCAAUAGCUAAUUCAACAACAUAUCCCCAUUUGCACCCGCAACCGCACUACCAUCAACAACAACAAACAGCAACUACUGCAGCAGUUCAACUCGCAACACCGCUUUCGGCACCACCUACGGUAUUACCCGUGACAAACACAACAACCAUGCUAACCAAUCCACUUAUCAAAAAGCCAUCAAGAACGUACCUGUUUUACUCCCAUGACAAUACCAAGUCACUGAAUAUUAAUCUUGUUGAAUAUAUACAGAAUUUAAAUCGACAAAAAAUGGAUGCAAAAAAUUUAGCCAUCAUGGGAAAUGGUAGCCCAAGUGGAUUAACUAUGAAUAGUUUUUCACAUAAUUAUAACGGAUAUGUAUAUACUAAAGCGACUGAACCGGGUAAGCAAGCUACCACUACCACUACCACUACCACCACCACCACUACUACAAGCAGUGGUGGUGAAUUUAAAGACCCCUCUUCAGGGGUGGUAUAUGGUGGUGAAUUUAAAGACUCAUCUCCAGGGGUGGUAUAUGGUGGUGGUGAAAGUUUUGGGUUAAGCAGGGCAAAUGUUUUAAGAAGAAGAAAUUAUAACCAUUAUAUGAGUAAUAAAAAUAAGAAUAAAUCAGAAGCCGAAGAUGAAGAAGAAAAAGCAAAGAUUAUUCAAGAGGACCUUCAUGCCUUUUUUAGUUAUUAUGAACAGCAACAGCAGCAAAGAGACUUGAAGAAUGUCAAAGGGGAAGCAAUUGAUGAUUUAACAGGAGCUUUAUAUUUUAUUGUUAAUGAUCCAGAGGAAAAGCGACCAAGCGGAUUUAUGAUUAGUCGCCACAGCAGUACUGGUGGAAAUGGUGUAGUGAAGAAAUUGCAAUUUUCAACUGAACAAGUUGUUUCAGUUUCUGAAAAGAAAGCUUUUGAUAACAACGAGAGUCACACUAACGAGGAAAAAGUAAUGACUGGUGCAUCUAAAGAACUGUUUCAACAACUGCAAUUAAAAUAUCACUACUUACAAUAUAAGAGUCGAGGAAAUCAUAUUUUCGCAACUCGCAAUUUGAAAAAUAAAAACCAAACAGUUGAAAAAGUGCAAUUAGAAGAUGUGCACACUAUUGAGCAGAGCGAGAUAGUGGAACACACUGACCUCUUACAUACAUUAGAUGAUGUGCAAUUAGAAGAUGUGCAAUUAAAAGAUUUGCAAUUAGAAGAUUUGCAAUUAAAAGAUUUGCAAUUAGAAGACGUAGCUGGUAUGGAAUUAAAAACAGCACAACAAGUGGAUAUGUCAAGUAGAAAGUACAAUUCUGAAGAAAUUAAUGUCAAAUCCGUUUCCAGUUUGGAAAAUGGAUCUAAACAAGAAAAAAUUCCUAAAAUCGAAUCUGAAGAGGAAUGUGAAAGCUCAAACGACGGAGAUGACGAACAAAGCGGUGGCGAAGAAGAAGAAGAAGAAGAAGAAGAAGAAGAAGAAGAUGAUGAUGAUGAGAGAAGUUUGGAUCUAAUAAAUUUUAGUCUCUCAUGA
Messenger RNA from Lodderomyces oxycetoniae, 3054 nucleotides. RefSeq lists its product as uncharacterized. The record is from RefSeq and is a predicted model, not a curated record. NCBI's taxonomy places the organism in Eukaryota, Fungi, Ascomycota, Pichiomycetes, Serinales, Debaryomycetaceae. The transcript has a single exon. The coding region runs from base 1 to 3054 and encodes 1017 amino acids.